This is a messenger RNA of Dovyalis caffra, 234 nucleotides long. Lineage: Eukaryota; Viridiplantae; Streptophyta; Magnoliopsida; Malpighiales; Salicaceae. The record is from the annotation of a GenBank genome assembly.
AUGAAAUUGCUACAGAGUGACAAAAUACUUGAUGAUACUAAAUGUGAAAGCGGGUUUAAGUUACUACCAAAUGAGCUAAUCCAUACCGGAAAAGUUUCUCAAACAACGAAGAAGAGUGAGAACAUACAGCCAGCCAAUAUGCGUAGAGAUAUGGUUAUGAGCACAACUAAGCAGUGUAUCUGUUCUCUUGCAAAUGUCAUUCCCAGUCCAGGUUCAAGCUUGAGAGACUCAUGA